This is a messenger RNA of Lingula anatina, 1119 nucleotides long. Its product is annotated as replication protein A 32 kDa subunit-B. The record is from RefSeq and is a predicted model, not a curated record. Gene Ontology annotation, cellular component: nucleus; chromosome, telomeric region; site of double-strand break. Gene Ontology annotation, biological process: nucleotide-excision repair; double-strand break repair via homologous recombination; DNA replication. Gene Ontology annotation, molecular function: single-stranded DNA binding. NCBI's taxonomy places the organism in Eukaryota, Metazoa, Brachiopoda, Lingulata, Lingulida, Lingulidae.
UUAGCUGAGAUUUCAUUGGACAGCGAAGUAGGUCACAGAGAGGCACACAUUUCCCGCCAUAUAAGACUUUCAUACUUAACGUCAAUAAUGUGGAAUAACCAAGGUGGUUUCAGUAACUAUGAUCAGGCUGGAGGGUUUGAUUCUCCUGGAGGCUUCAGCUCCCCACAACAGUCCUCACAGCAGUCCAGGGCUCGUACUAGAACCCAAAACAUUGUUCCAGUGACAGUAGCUAUGGUCCACCAGUGUCAACACGCAGAUGAAAAAUUCUUCAUUGAUGGCAUAGAAAUAGCACAGGAAGCUAAUUCAGAAGAGGCAGAGAGGAUACGAUCUGUACGAGAAAAUACCUAUGUGAGGUUAUUCGGUCAUAUCCGUGCUUUCCAAGGCAAGAAAAAUGUGGUUGCUUUCAGGAUCCAACCAGUAACGGAUAUGAAUGAGUUAACGACACACAUUCUGGAGGUCAUGCAAGCCCACAUGGCAUCCAAAAUGCACAUGGAAGCAGGUGAUGCUCCUGCUAAGACUGUGGCAGCUGAUAACACAUACUCUGGGGCCCAGGGCAGCAUUCCAGCCAAUGGACUCACACCAAUACAAGCACAGGUAGCACAGACAAUAAGUGACUGUCGAGACGAGCAAGGUGUGAGUGUUUAUGAAAUAGCAAAACAACUGGAAGGUCUGACGGAGAAAGCCAUCAGGAGUGCCAUCGAAUUUCUAAGCAGUGAAGGGCACAUCUAUUCCACAAUUGAUGACGACCACUACAAAGCAACAGAUUCCUAAGGAAAUGUAAUUGGGAUUCUUUUUACAUGAACUAAUUGUUGAAGAGCAGAACAAUCACCUAAGGGUGUUGGAAAUUAAUUCCUUGCCUUUCUUUCAAGUAAAAGGUUAAAACACCAUCUGUGCAGCACUCUGCAAGUGCUUGUCACUUGUCAAACCACUACCCUUUACCUGGAUCACAAAGAGAAAGGAUUUUAGUAGAUCUUCACACAUAUAUUCUCUGGAUGUUUCUCCACAUGUUUAUGUACCAUAUACUGAGAAUUUUUUUGGGGAAAAAAUAUGGUUCUCCAGCUGGCCCCUGGUGGCAAGCAUUACACUGCUGGUCUUCUUUGAUUACACUGUAAGAAAGUC